Messenger RNA from Pisolithus orientalis, 729 nucleotides. RefSeq lists its product as uncharacterized. The record is from RefSeq and is a predicted model, not a curated record. Bases 1 to 729 code for a protein of 242 amino acids. The transcript is spliced from 4 exons. Lineage: Eukaryota; Fungi; Basidiomycota; Agaricomycetes; Boletales; Pisolithaceae.
AUGGUAGACGGACAACCGUCUCCGACCGAUGGCCCAUCGCGUGGUCGAGGACGUGGAAGGGGUAAGUCUCGUGGUGGGUUAGGCAAAUAUCUCCGUGCCAGGGGUCGCGGCCGCGGAUACGGGCGCCCAGCGGAGUUCUCGAAGCGCCUCGUACUAGAGGGCGAAGAGGAAGUAGAGCUGGACCCUGAAGAAGCGGAGGAACAACGUCGCAGGUAUGGGAAGAGGCAGCUUGCAUCCAAUGCAGAUCGGUAUGUCGAACCCGAACCGGAACUUGGAUCAGACGGGGAGGAGAUCAGAGAGCCAGAGGUGGAUCUGUCUGCCUUUCUGGAGAAGCAAAAAAUAUCAGAGGAUACAGCGACAUCCUCUACCACUCUGCCCGAUGACGACGACGUUGACCACGAUUUUGAUCACAUAAGAUUGGGAACGCAGACACGUACACGGUCCAAGAAGGGAAAUGUUCAUACAAUUGCAUGGGAUGACCAGUUAGAGAAAUUGCAGCGAGAGAAAGAUGCUGCAGAUGCUGCCAGAGAUCUCAAGGAAAGAUUCCGGGCAAAGUCUGGUAAGUUGCGAGAAAAGCCCGUGUCCUUCGAGCCGCGCAAGAAUGGUAGGUCGGCUAUGACUGACAUUCUUUGGAACAAUACUAUUGUUGCCCCACCCCUCCCAACCGAACGAGCACCGAAGGCACCGAAAGAGGAAAUGCAAGAUUUUUUGGAUGAACUACUUGGCUAG